Messenger RNA from Entelurus aequoreus (snake pipefish), 2601 nucleotides. RefSeq names its product integrator complex subunit 12 (gene ints12). Gene Ontology annotation, biological process: snRNA 3'-end processing. The record is from RefSeq and is a predicted model, not a curated record. Gene Ontology annotation, cellular component: integrator complex. Bases 182 to 1543 code for a protein of 453 amino acids. NCBI's taxonomy places the organism in Eukaryota, Metazoa, Chordata, Actinopteri, Syngnathiformes, Syngnathidae. The transcript is spliced from 7 exons.
CCCCUGUUUCAUGUCGGACAUGUUUGAUGGAUACACCGGUAAAGUGUAGGCGGAAUAUUCCGCCUGUUUGCUGCAAUAACGUAUGGGAUGUUUUAAAGCCAUUUGACCGCCAGUCGGGUACAUAAAGCAGGUUUCUACCAGGAGCAGAAUUCAGGCGAUGUUUGGCAGCUGAACUUGUGCCAUGGCUGGACCUGUCAGUUUGGAGUUGGACCCCAUCUUCCUAAAGGGGCUGAGUUACCUUCAUUCCAAGAGUAAAGAUUCAGCCGAAAAGCUCAAAGCUCUUCUAGAUGAGUCGCUUGCAAGAGGAAGCGAUUCUUCUUACCGCUCGUCCCUAAAAGAUUUGGAAGUGUCCAAAGGGUCUUUGUCAAAACUUAGCUUAAAUAAACAAGACUCCAAGUCCUCCUCCAGUUCCUCAUCCUCCAGCAUCAGCAGCAAAUCCAGCUCUGAAAAGAGUAAGAAAGACGGAGACAGAAGAUCUUCUGAAAAGGCCAGGGUUGACUCGAGUGACGUUGACCCCCCGAAAAAGCCUCGUUUAGAGAAACAGGAGAACCGUUCGUCGCCGGUUACCGUGCAGACGAGCAAGGACCUCUUGACGAACAUCAGCGACUAUGAUGAGACCAGCGCUGAUGACUUUGCCAUGGAGAUGGGCCUGGCGUGUGUGGUUUGUAGACAAAUGACCGUGUCCAUGGGAAAUCAGUUGGUAGAGUGCCAGGAAUGCCAUAACUUGUACCACCAGGACUGCCACAAGCCCCAAGUAACAGACAAAGAGGUCAAUGAUCCCAGGCUGGUGUGGUAUUGUGCUCGUUGCACCAGACAAAUGAAGCGUAUGGCCCAAAAGCCUCCACAGAAGCCAUCCCCAGCCUCUGCCUCGUCAGCACCUGUUGUAAAAGACACACUGGUGAAGAAGACAGAACUGAAAACCAAGCCGGACACCGCAAGCACCUUCCAGGCCUUUAAACGGACCGAAGUCAAGACCUCCACAACGCCAUCCAAUCCCACCAGCAGCAACUCCUCCUCAUCAGGUAGCGGUCUAACAGGCUGGGCCGCAUUCGGCGCCAAAACAAGCCCAUCUCUUCCUGUCAGCUCCAAACUGAAUUCUUCGGGACCAAGUGGAAGCAACAAGGCCAUGACUACUCCCCCUGGCCAGAAACCACUUAGUCUUUCCGGGUUUGCCGGAGCCAAGUCUGGACUCGGGGCUGCGAAGAUUCCCGGGAGCGGCAACGGAAACGGCUCCAGCCAGGUCUCCCUAAAGCCACCGCCACUAACUCUGGGCAAACAGCCGCUGAACCGAUCAUCUAGCUGCGAGAGCCAGGGAAAGGGUUCUGCCUCGUCAGGGGCGAGCUCACCGAACAGCUCGCAGGCAAGUCCGGGAAGUAGUGGGACAGCGGGAAAUAAUAACGGAGGAGGUAAUGGGAACAACGGGAAUGGAUCAAAAGUUCCACCUGGUGAUAAAGCACAAACAUCCCAAGAGUCCCAGCUCAACGCCAUGAAGCGGUUACACCUGGUGAAAAAAAAGGCGGCACAGAAGAAGCUCAAGAAAUAAGCAUAGGUAGUAGAACCCCAUUUCCACCAAGUGGUACAGUUUGGCUCAGUUUGGUAAGGUAAGGUUUUUAGGGUUUCAUUGUUAAAUGUUGUGACUUGAGGUAACAAUACAACCUGUUCUUGAGGGUGAAGCAAGACGCUUUGCUGUCUUAAUUUGUUGAAGAAGUGAGAAUUGUCACUCAGUUGUGACAAUGGGAAUGGAAUGAUGAUAAGAAAAAAACGUUUUCUUUAUAUAGUAUGCAUCACUGUUGUUCCUCUUAUGUGUGGAAUUGAUAGGUGGGUUACAAUUUGUUAUAUUCUAAGGGAAUUCAAUAAAUCGCAAGUAGACUGUUCAAUUUGUUUUAAGGAAGAUUUUCAUCUGACCAGGCUUCAUUAGUUCAUGCUCAUAGACUUAGAUUGGUCAGACUAGGAGCAUGAACUGAUGAAGCCUGCUAGGAUGAGAGGCAAAAUGUCUUCCAAGACAUAUUGAACAGUCCACUUGUGAUCAGUUGAAUGCCCUGAGAAUACAAUGACUUAGAUUAAUUAGAACAUCCAUAGACAAUUUGUUGUUGCUAUGAUGUCACAUGAUCAAUGUAGCUGUUCUAAACUAUAACCCUUCCCGUGAUGAAAACAUAGGCCAUAUAACACUUUAAACUGUCCAAACUGUACCGUGGUGAGCUGAGCUGUACCGCUUGGUGUAUAACAUUGUGGCAGACGCAGAGCAAAAAGUAAACCGUUAAUCUGUGCGGACGUAGUGUCAGAGGGUCUUGUCUGUGAUCUUAUUUUCAUGUAUAUGGUGUGAGACCAUCCGUUCUGAUACUUGAAUUUUACCUUAUGUGAAAUGCUGCUGGACUUGCUGUGCCUCAUUUGUCCCGGUUAAGUAAUUGCGAGAAACAAAGUGUUGUUUACAAAAAAAAACUACACGUCAUUAACAUUCUGUGUAUGAACUGUCUGGCAGCAGCACAGACUUGCGAUAGUGUACGGAUGUGGAUCCAAGCAAAAACUGAACACUGACCUUCAUAUAAGAUGGCUUUAAUCAUGACAUAAUAAAAUAUGAACAAUGACACGUAGACUAUUUCA